CAACGAUUCAAGCGUAGUUGCUAGUACUUCAGUUCUCAAUUAAUGGAGGAGAAACGGAAGGACGCCGGAACUCCACCGCCGGCCGCCGACACGCCGAUGACAUCGGCUGACGUUCCGUCCGCUGAGGCACCUACGUCGCGUCGGAGAGGUGGUGGCCACAAACGAAAAGCAAGCGCCAUUGGAAGUGGCGCCAGUUCGACUCCUCCCUCAACUUUGUCGAAGCGUCAGAAGCAGUCAGCAGUACCUUUCCCACCGAUCCACAAUGGUCCGCUCACAAGAGCUCGGCAGCAGCCAAACAACGCCGCAGCUGCAGCUGCCAGUGCUGUUUCUCCGUCAGGUUUUGGUGUUAGGAUCGAAUCGGAGGUGCUGCCAAAGGCCGAGGUCGGUGUAGAAGAGGCGGUGAAGGUUGACAAAGAGUCCAAUCAAGUGAAGGAGGAUUUGGAGGCAUUAGAGGCUGAAAUUGAAGCUGAAAUUGAGUCAAUUAGAUCCCGUGAUCGUAAUGUUCACGUUGUGCCGACUCAUGCUGGUUGGUUCUCUUGGACAGAGGUUCAUCCUUUGGAGAAGCAGACAAUGCCGUCAUUCUUCAAUGAGAAGUUGCAAAGUAGGACUCCAGAAAUAUACAUGGAGAUACGGAAUUGGAUCAUGAAAAAGUAUCACACUGACCCCAACAUUCAAAUUGAGUUGAAUGAUUUGUCCGAGCUCUCAGCAGGAGAUUUGGAUGUAAAAAAGGAAGUGAUGGAGUUUUUGGACUACUGGGGUUUAAUUAAUUACCACCCUUUCCCACAAACCAGUUCGGUUGUUAAUGUUGAUAUUGAUGGGGACGAGGCAGCAAAGACAGAUUCUUUGGUUGAUAAACUGUUUCGAUUCGAAUCCGAUGAAACAUGGACCCCAGUUCUUCCGAGGUCUAGUGUAGCUACUCCUUCUGCGUCUUCUGGGUUCUUUCCAGAGUCGGCUAUUGCUGAAGAACUGAUGAAGUCUGAAGGGCCAGCUGUUGAGUACCACUGCAACUCUUGCUCAGCUGACUGCUCAAGAAAGCGGUAUCAUUGCCAAAAGGAGGCAGACUUUGACUUGUGUAGUGAAUGCUUCAACAAUGGGAAGUUUGGAUCUGGUAUGUCCCCUUCAGAUUUCAUUGUUAUGGAGCCUGGUGAGUCUGGCGGUGCAAGUGGUGGGAAGUGGACAGAUCAGGAGACUCUUCUUCUCCUUGAGGCAUUAGAGCUUUAUAAGGAAAACUGGAAUGAGAUUGCUGAGCAUGUGGCUACAAAGACCAAAGCUCAGUGUAUUCUUCACUUCAUUGAAAUGCCAAUAGAGGAUACAUUCCUGGAUACUGAUGCUGAAAAUAACCAGUGUGUUAAAGAAAAAGAAGAUGCAGAUUUGUCUAAAGAUGAUACAUCAGCCAGUAUUGAUGCCCCAGAAACAGCAGAGAGUAAGGAUGAUGGAAAUGACAAUCAGGUUUCACCCACAGUGGAAACAUCAAAGCCAGAGAAUGUGAAUGGGCCAAUUCCUCAGGAGGAAGUUGGUGAGAACUGUGCACUCAACGCACUGAGGGAGGCAUUUACAGCUGCUGGUUUUUAUCCUCCACCUGGAGAAUGUGCUUCAUUUGCUGAAGCUGGCAAUCCUGUAAUGGCAGUGGCAGCGUUCCUGGUGAAACUGGUAGAAGCUAAAAGGGUUACUGCCUCAGUGCGCAGCUCUUUGAAAUCCAUUUCUGGUAAUCCUUCUGGUGAGAAUCUAGCCUUAAGGCACUGUUUUGUGUUGGAAGAUCCACCAGAUGAUGGGAAGACAUCAUCUGAUACAGAUCGACCUGCUAAUGGAUCAGUUGAUCCAGAAGAUAAGAAAGAUGAGGAUGACAAUGUUGAAAUGCAGAAAGAGGAAAAGUUGACAUCAGUUAUUGAAGAGAAGAGUUCGUCAAUUGGACAAGAAGAGACCAAAGGUGAAACAAACAUUGACAAAAAGUGCGAAGAGCAGGAUGGUGAAAACCAUGGAGAGAAAAAUGAGAAGGAACUUGAAGAAGCGGCCCAUUUGGUUUCUACCAGUGACGAAAAUCCAGAGAAAUCUGAUACUUCAAAACAAUCUGAUCCAAUUCCUACUGAAAAAGAAGGGGAACCUGCAUCACUUAAAGAAUCAGAUGAUGCAGGCUUGGCAGUGGGACAGACACCAAGUACCACAGCAGAAUCAGAUGUUUUAACGUCUAAACUAGAGCUCCCACCCGGGUUCGAAAAGGAGUCAGUUGAUGGAGCUUUAACAGCCAUUCCUUCUGACUCUCCAGAUACUCCUAAAGAUGAGGACAUGAUGCCUGCUGUGCAAACAAAGGAGCCUGAGCAAUCCAUGAAAUCGAACUCUGUACUUGAAAAUGGCGAAAAUACAGGGGCUGGAGAAGUCAAAGACUCUGUAGAUGGGAGAAAAGAUCCUUUGAAGACCAAAAAUGAUCUGGAUAUUGAUAAGAUCAAAUGUGCCGCAGUCACUGCUUUGACAGCUGCUGCAGUCAAGGCGAAAUAUCUGGCAGAUCAAGAAGAGGACCAAAUUCGGCUGCUUACUACAUCAUUAAUAGAGAAGCAGUUAAACAAGCUGGAGAGCAAGAUAACCUUCUUUCAUGACAUGGAUAAUGUGGUUAUGAGGGUCAGAGAACUGUUGGAGAGGUCAAAACAGAGGCUUCUCCUUGAGCGUAGUCAAAUACUUAAAUCAAGAUCUGUAACUCAUCCUGUGCCACAAUCAGUACCUGCUAACCGGCCUGGAAUGGUUUUUGCUAAUACAGCACCCAGGCUUCUAAAUGCAAUGAGCUCCCAGAGGAUACCGUAUUCAAGACCCAUAAUGGCAGGAACUCCUACACCAAGCUCUUUUAUGCCUACAACAGUUUCAGGAAAUUCAAUGCAGCCUUCAAAGUAGGAUAAGCUUAUUUUAGUUAGGACUAAGUAAUAUUUUCUCUAGUGCAUAAGAGUGAACUCAUCUAUAAAUCAAAAGAGCAAAGAAACGGUCUUCAAAUAUUUAUUUGUCAUGUGACUGUGUUUACCCUUUCAUGACUGUUGUCCUGGGUCAUUAAGUUAUAAACUUCUUAAACAGCAGAAGUUAAUUGUCCAAA
Messenger RNA from Solanum tuberosum (potato), 3073 nucleotides. RefSeq names its product SWI/SNF complex subunit SWI3D. The coding region runs from base 43 to 2880 and encodes 945 amino acids. The transcript has 7 exons. Lineage: Eukaryota; Viridiplantae; Streptophyta; Magnoliopsida; Solanales; Solanaceae. Gene Ontology annotation, molecular function: protein binding; zinc ion binding. The record is from RefSeq and is a predicted model, not a curated record.